Messenger RNA from Vombatus ursinus (common wombat), 1240 nucleotides. RefSeq names its product serine protease 38-like. NCBI's taxonomy places the organism in Eukaryota, Metazoa, Chordata, Mammalia, Diprotodontia, Vombatidae. The transcript has 4 exons. Gene Ontology annotation, molecular function: serine-type endopeptidase activity. The record is from RefSeq and is a predicted model, not a curated record. Bases 1 to 882 code for a protein of 293 amino acids. Gene Ontology annotation, biological process: proteolysis.
AUGAACAGCCAUGCACCGGCCGGUGAGAUCAUGUCCCCUUUAGGUUACACCCGGCCCCAGCCACAGGGGGCGCUCUCUAGAAGGACCCUGGGCACGCCUAGUCAGUUACCACAGAAACAGGCGCUGCCAGGAGAGACAGAGCACCAGCCAAGCCCUGGAAAUGGGGACUUGUUCACUUCUGAGCCUUUCUGCUGCAGGGGGCCUGGGGCUCCCGCCCCCCUUCCUGCUGCUGCUGCUGCUGGCACCCAUGACAUUGCCCUGUUGGAACUGAAGUCUUCAGUUGCCUCCUCCCCAUACAUCCUCCCUAUUUGCCUGCCAGCUCCUGGGUUAUAUUAUGAAAGGAAAUCUUGCUGGAUAACAGGCUGGGGUACUCUCACAGAAACAGGGCAACAGCCAGCAGAAAUCUAUCUCCAAGAGGCUAACAUCCCUGUUAUUGACAAUCAUACAUGCAGUUCAUUUUAUGGCGUUCCAAUAGAGGGUAAUGUAAUAUAUGAGAUCAAGGAGGACAUGCUGUGUGCAGGGGACAUCAUUAAUCAAAGGGCAAUCUGUGUGGGAGAUUCUGGAAGUCCACUUGUCUGUGAAUUUUCAGAGACCUGGAUACAGGUAGGAAUCGCAAGCUGGGGCAUGGCAUGUGUACCACCUGUUUCCCCAAGCGUUUUCUCUAGAGUAUCCUAUUAUCUGGACUGGAUUGAGCAGACCAAGAAAAUAUCACACAAAUUAUUACCAACAAAAGCUUCAAAUGUGAGGAAAGUUGUCGAGGUAUCAAAAACUCCCCAACCAACAAGCUAUGCAUCGGCCUCCCAGAUCUCUGUUCAGCCUGUGCUGCUCUGCCGGUGUCGCCUGAUGGCACUGUGGUUCUGGGAUGCUGGAAACAGUCUUUGAGUGGUUUGAAAAAAAAACAAAAAGCACUGAUAAGCCCAUUAAACUGUCGCAAUGAGAAAACCCAUGGAGUUCUGUGAUUACCUUCGGCAACGAUAGUUGGCAUCUCGCGUCCAAGCACACAGCAAUGACUCUCAUUCCUAUAGCACAGUAGGGUCUGGAAAAAGUUUUGCUCAUAACACUGAGGUGGGUGGUGCAGAUUUCCCCAUUUUAGAGAUGAGGAUGUUGAGACUUAUGAAAAUUAAAUGACUUGCCCAUGUUCAUACAGCCAGUAAUAGAAUUUGCAAUUGGUAACCAGGUCUUCUACUUCUAGGCCAUGGAUCUUUUCCAUUUUGUCUUUGUCACCAGAACCUAGCACACA